Molecule: messenger RNA, 897 nt
Organism: Vicia faba (fava bean)
Lineage: Eukaryota; Viridiplantae; Streptophyta; Magnoliopsida; Fabales; Fabaceae
Source: the annotation of a GenBank genome assembly
AUGUCCCAACACAGUCAUCUAUCUUUUGCCUUUGGAGUUCUAGGCAACAUUUCAUCUUUUGUGUGCUUUCUGGCACCACUACCAACAUUCUAUAGAGUUUGUAAGAAGAAAUCAACAGAAGGGUUUCAAUCCAUUCCCUAUGUGGCUGCAUUAUUCAGUGCAAUGCUUUGGCUUUUUUAUGCUUAUAUCAAGACAGGAGAAACUCUUCUUAUCACAAUCAAUGCAUUUGGUUGUGUGAUAGAAACUGUUUACCUAGCCAUUUAUGUCACUUACUGUCCCAAGAAAAUUAGGAUGUUCACAUUGAGGAUGAUUGUGUUGAUGAAUUUCGUCGGAUUCGGCACGAUUGCCGUCUUAACUUAUGUCUUAGCAAAAGAAGAGGAAGGACGUAUCAAAAUUCUUGGAUGGAUUUGUGUAGUUUUUGCUACUAGUGUUUUUGCAGCACCUUUAAGUAUUAUUAGAGUUGUUAUUCGUACCAAAAGUGUAGAGUUUCUUCCUUUUCCUCUUUCGCUUCUUCUCCUCAUAAGCGCGGUUAUGUGGCUCUUGUAUGGUCUUUCUCUCAGAGAUAUCUAUGUUACUCUUCCGAACGUUGUGGGGUUAACAUUUGGAAUAGUUCAGAUCACACUGUAUCUUAUAUACAGAAAGAGUACGCCAGUAAAUGAUGAGAAGCUUCCUGAACAUAAAGGAGAUGUUGCUAUGAGCAAUGAAAUAGAAAGCGCAGUUCCUGCUAAUGGUACUUCAGAUGAGAAGAAAAUUGAAGCGAGUGUUGAUACAGAGAUUGUGAGAAAAAAAGAAGAGGCAGAAGAAGAACAUGAUGAUGAAGAGAAGAAAGAGGAGAAAAGGGAGGUAAAGAAUGAGAAAGAGAAGAUUGAUGUCAGCAAAAGUGGUUGUGAAGUUUAA